Molecule: messenger RNA, 1364 nt
Organism: Melampsora larici-populina 98AG31
Lineage: Eukaryota; Fungi; Basidiomycota; Pucciniomycetes; Pucciniales; Melampsoraceae
Exons: 3
Coding region: 401-871 (156 amino acids)
Source: RefSeq, a predicted model, not a curated record
CCUCCGCUUACAUACUUACAUAAUCAAGCUUUCUUCUUCAAAAUUAAAGUUCAUGAAGAUGAGCUUAGAUUGAACUAAAAAGAGAAAGAAUUUUGAUAGAAAAAGAAAAAAAGAUUUGCGUAUACAUAUGGAAUUGGAAAGAAAGAAAGAAAGAUCAAAUAGGUUUUAAUGAAACUUGGAUGCGAUAUAGUCAAGCAAAUAACUCAAUAUAUAAAGACAAUCCUCAAUCGUUUCUUAUUUCUUUAAGCAUCGUAUCUUUUCUUCAACACAUCAUUCAAAUCGAUAUAAGAUCUAGUUAUAUCUAUUGAUUUACCCUUAAAAUCAAUUCUUUAUAAUCUUACAGCAAGAAACUGCUUCUUUCUAUUUACAAGUUCUUACUUACCUAUACACAUUAACGAUCAUGUUUCUUAAAUCCAUUCUCUUAAACUCAGUUUUACUUUUACUACAAGUACAAAGUUCUCCAGUUGUUCAAACUACUCCAACAAAGAGUCUUUCAACCAAUAAAACUUCUUCUGUCAAAAACUCUACAACUACUAGUACUACUAAAACCAUCACUUCACCAUCAAAGAGUUCUUCAAACCUUACAUCUAAGACUACUCCUUCCAAAAUCAUUCCAGUCGUCAUAACUCCUCCUCCUUCUACUGGUUUCUUAUGUGCUGCUAAAGCUUAUCCUUUAGCAAACUGUGGUAUAGUCAAUCAACAAGGUAACAUUAGAUCUGUACCUGCUGAUAUUAUAACGAUCCAUAAUGUUACCCAUUAUUCUUGUGAUGAAGUUUUUCAAGAAGAAACUUUAGGCGGUUAUUGUUGUCAAGUUAUGCUUAGACAAGGAGCUAAAUAUUGCAAAGCUGCAGUCGUCCAGAUCCUUACUUAAAUUGCUUUUACAUUCGAGUUCUUUUCUCUCAUGAUCUUUUUGUCUCCUGACUGUUUUGACGGAUCGUUGUGUAUGAUAUCACUAUGUUGAUCAAGGUAUCAUCGUCAGGGUAGACUAGGGGAUAUUGAACUCGUUCGGUUUUGACUUUUUUUUCACCAGUUUUGUUGUAUACCUUUGAUUACUUUUUUUUCCUCGAAUACUUUAACGACAAGCAUGAACCAAGAAAUAUAAGAAACAUGAGGACGAUGAUCACUGAAUUCUAAAUGACCUAACCUUACAUAAAGUUCCCAGAUCAACUAUUCUUUUAUUACUCUUCUCAUCUUUGAUUCUUUAGGUUAGUUUUAAGUUUCUUUUCAUACAGCAAGAUAUAAAAUAAUGUCAAAGAAAAGAGAAAUAAAAGUAAGAUUACUGUUUGUAUAUUAUAAAUGAUAAAAAAUGAUAAUAAAGGAAAAUCUUAAAGAAUGAUCAAACGACAAGAAAAGUUCCAUUUAUU